AUGUUUUCUUUUUUCUCACUUUCGCUCCUUUCAGACCGUUUUUUUUUCUUUAGCUAUUCUUUUCAUCUUUGUCUAUCUUUAAGACACGCGAGUUCCAACAAGGGAGAUAAUCGUUGUUAUACCACAAGUUUUCUCAGGGAGAUUCAGUGCGUCUUUUUGUUCCGAUUCCCAGCUGCAUUCGCCUCAGCUUUUCUUGCAUAUUUUCCCGUCUGGGUUUUCCCCUUUUUCACACUCUUUCUCCUUUUCUUCCUUGUCUUGUCACUCUUCCCCCCUUGUCUGCUCUUUUUCUUGUCCCCCCAUUGUCUGCUCUUUUCUCUCCCCCCAUUGUCUGCUCUUUUUCUCCUCCCCUUGUCUUUUCUCUCUCCCCUUUUCUCUCCCCCUUUUCUUGUCUUUUCUCUCCCUUUUUCUUGUCUUUUUUCUCCCCCUUUCUUGUCUUUUUCUCUCCCCCAGUCUUGUCAUUUCUUUCUUCCCCUUUGUCUUGUCAUUUCUUUUCUUCCCCCUUUGUCUUGUCAUUUCUUUCUUCCCCUUUGUCUUGUCAUUUCUUUUCUUCCCCUUUGUCUUGUCAUUUCUUUCUUCCCCCUUUUGUCUUGUCAUUUCUUUCUUCCCCCCCUCGCCUUGUCUUGUCUUUUCUUUCUUCCCCCCCCUUGCCUUGUCUUUUUUUUCUUUCUUUCCCCCCCGCUUUGUCUUGUCUUUUUCUUUCUUCCCCCCGCUUUGUCUUGUCUUUUCUUUCUCCCCCCUGCUUUGUCUUGUGUUUUCUUUCUUCCCCCGCUUUGUCUUGUGUUUUCUCUUCCCCCCUUGUCUUGUGUUUUCUCUUCCCCCCUUGUCUUGUGUUUUCUUCCCCCCCCUUGUCUUUGUUUUCUCUCUUCCCCCAUUGUCUUUUCUCUCUUCCCCCAUUGUCUUUUCUUCCCCCCCCAUUGUGUUUUUUCUCUCUUUCUCUCCCCAAUUGUCUUUUUCUCUCUUCCCCCAAUUGUCUUUUUUUCUCUCUUCCCCCAAUUGUCUUUUUUCUCUCUUUCCCCAUUGUCUUUUCUCUCUUUCCCCCAUUGUCUUUUCUCUUUCCCCCAUUGUCUUUUUCUCUCUUCCCCCAUUGUCUUUUUCUCUCCCCCAUUGUCUUUUCUCUCUCCCCCCCAUUGUCUUUUCUCUCUCCCCCCAUUGUCUUGUCUUUUCUCUCUUCCCCACCUUGUCUUCUCUUUUCUCUUUUUGUUUUCUCCCUUCCCUUUCUUUUUCUCGCUUCCUUCUCAUUUUCUCUCUUCCCCUCGCUUUCUCUUUUCUCUCUUUCUUCUCGCUUUCUCUCUCUUUUCUCUCUCUUGCCCCUUGGCUUCUCUUUUCUCAUUUUCUUCUCCAUUGCCUUCUCUUUUCUUUACUUCUUUUUCUAUUUGCCUCUACUUUCUAUAUUCUUCUUCUUUCUUCUUUUCGCCCUUUCAUAUUUUCUUUCUUCUUCUACUUGUUCUUUUUUUCUCUUUCUUCUCUAUUUUCCCUUCUUUUCCACUUCUCCUUUCAUCCCUUCUACUUUUCUACCUUUUCACUUCUUCUUCUUCAUCUUCUGCUUCUAUUUUUCUCUUUUCUUCUCCCUUCAUCUCUUCUUCCUUUUCUCUCAUAAUCUACUCCCAUUCUUUCUUUUUCUCUCUUCUUCUUUCCUUCUCAACCACUUACUCCCCGUUUUUCAUUCCUUCUUCAACCUCUCUCCCUUUACACCCCUCCUUCUCACCAUAUACCCCGUGUCUUUCUUUUCUUUUCUUAUCGUUUUAA
Molecule: messenger RNA, 1746 nt
Organism: Acanthosepion pharaonis
Lineage: Eukaryota; Metazoa; Mollusca; Cephalopoda; Sepiida; Sepiidae
Source: the annotation of a GenBank genome assembly